Molecule: messenger RNA, 1535 nt
Organism: Chinchilla lanigera (long-tailed chinchilla)
Lineage: Eukaryota; Metazoa; Chordata; Mammalia; Rodentia; Chinchillidae
Gene: Tmem38b
Product: transmembrane protein 38B
Biological process (GO): potassium ion transmembrane transport
Cellular component (GO): membrane
Molecular function (GO): identical protein binding; potassium channel activity
Source: RefSeq, a predicted model, not a curated record
GAGCAGCAGAAGUAGCACGUAAGAAUCCUAUUUCCAGCUGGUUCACUGCUAUGCUAUACUGCUUUGGUGGGGGAAUUUUAUCCUGUGUGCUGCUUGCAGAGCCUCCAUUGAAGUUUCUUACAAACCAUACUAAUGUUUUACUGGCAUCUUCAAUCUGGUAUAUUAUAUUUUUUUGCCCAUGUGACCUAGUUUGCCAGGCCUAUUCAUACCUACCUGUUCAACUCUUGGCUGCUGGAAUGAAGGAAGUGACCAGAACUUGGAAAAUAGUAGGUGGAGUCACACAUGCUAAUAGCUAUUACAAAAAUGGCUGGAUAGUCAUGAUAGCUAUUGGAUGGGCCCGAGGUGCUGGUGGUGCCAUUAUGACGAAAUUUGAGCAGUUAGUAAAAGGAGAUUGGAAACCAGGAACUGAUGAAUGGCUGAAGAUGUCCUUCCCUUCCAAGUUAACUCUGCUGGGGUCAAUUAUGUUCACGUUCCAGCACACCAAGCAUCUAGCAAUAUCGAAGCAUAAUCUUAUGUUCUUUUAUACCGUCUUUCUUGUGACCACAAAGAUCACCUUGAUGAUGACAGAGACUUCUUCUGUGACUCUUGCUCCUUUUGAGGAUACACUGAGUCGGGUGCUCUUCGGUUGGCAGAAGCAGUUUUCAUGGUGUGAAAAGAAAAGUGAAACCAAACCAGCUUCCAGUGGCACUGGUUCAUCGGUCUCAAAACCUACAGCUGAUGCUUCAGAGAAUGUGAAAAAGAAGCAUACUAAGAAGACUGAAUAAAUUUAUUUGAUGAGCUCUAAGGCAAAAUUUUCCUUUGUCCUAUCAGAUUGUGGUAAUAUUUCUAUGUAAAUGAUGUAAAAUAAGAUUAUAUAUAAGAAAUAGUGACAAAAAGAAAGAAAUUCUUUUUGUUUCAGAGAGACUACCAUUUUCUUGAUUGUAAUUUAGAGUGUUGGUGUGUAUCACGUGAAUUUAUUUUUCUGACAUUAAAAGUUCUCUUACGACUAUUAUUACAAGCUUUGCAGUGCUGAGUAUGGAACUCAUGGGUACUCUGCCACUGAGGUACAGCCCUAGCCCUUAAAAAGUUUUUAUUUUUAAAAUUUUGAAGCAGGGUCUCAUUACGUUGCCCUGGCUACUCUUAAACAUGGAAACCUCCUGCUUCAGUCUCCUGAGUAGCUGGGGUUACCAAUGUGCCCAGCUCUUAUAAUUAUUUCAAUAGUUUUAUAAUAAAAGAAGUAGACUUUUUUGGAUGUAGAAAAAGUGUAGCUAUUAUGCAAAAUUACAGAAGCCUAAAGCUUAAAAAGCCUAGGUAUUUUCAAAGUUUUAAAAGAUUUGAAUCUAUUUGAGCUUUAUUCACUGGAAUUAAGCUUUUAUUUCAUGUUACCAUUGUACUUCCUAGGUAUGGAAAACAGUUCCUGUUUAACUUUGAGCACUGACAGCAGUAAAUAUUUUCUAAAGCAGUUUGUAUUAAAAUGAAAAUAAAUUGCUAGUUACAUUGUUAUGUAAAUGUAAUUUUGCCCAGAUUAAAUGCAAAAUACCUGAAAUUUAAUUUUA